AUGCGUCUCUCGUUGAUAUUGGUACUCAGCAGCCUGGCCGUAGCGUUAGAGCUUGCUGAAAGCUCAUGCUCGACAACAGUCUUGGUGACUGAAACAACGACUUCGACCGAAGUAGCCACAGCUACAGCUCUACCCUUUGCGGUUACUGUUGCAACAGAUGACGCCGGCAAGUUUACAGAUAUUGGAAAAGCCAUCUCUUAUGCCCAGAAGCAUGCGAUCCCCACAGUCACCGUGUUGGCUGGCACCUACCCAGCGAUCACCGUCUCCGCUACACCGUCUGUUGCUGUCAUCGGUCAACCCAAAAGUCAGAAUGAUUACUCCCAGAACAAGGUGACAAUCGCAGAUGACAAUUCCGCACUCAUAAUAACGGCAAGCAUCGAUGGAAUCGAAUUCAAGAAUAUCGACUUCGUCAACACUGGCUCAGGAAAAGCAGCAAUUAUCGCCGGGGCCAAGAAUGUUUUGUACAAUUGCCAGUUCAUCUCACCUGCAAUCAUUCUGCUCAAGUACGGAGGUCGAGUUGCAGACACCAAAGGGAGUACAUCAAGCGGAACUCUUCUCAACUCCACAACUGUCUUAGAUCGAUGCAUUGUAUCCGAACAGUCCGGUGGUUCUGACGAUCAUAUUUACCUUGUCGCCGCAAAGGGUCCCGGUUCGGUCGUUGUGUUUCGUAGCUCCGGCCUCGAAAGCUCGAUCGCUGGGUCGGGGGUCCACAUUGAUGACACAACCCAGGACGAUAGAAACCUACAUGCCGAGUAUAGCAAUACUGGUCCUGGUGCAUAUGCGAACAAUAUAGACAAACGUUCGGAGUUUGUGAGCCUACUAUCAUCCGCAGACCUUGCUCCCUUCACAAUUUCUGCGGUUCUCGCUGAUGCGGAUCCAAAGGUGGCAAUAUCGGACUCUGCUGUUCUAUCUGCCAUGGAAAGCGCGGACGUGGUAGCUCCACCGACCACAUCUUCCACCAACCCUGGUGGCGGGACCUCCUCCGAUGGAAGUGGUGAUGGAGAUAGCGGAGACGGGGGUUCGGCUGGUGGGAAAGGUUCUGGAUCUUCUAACAAUAGUUCUGGAGAUGGAAACGGGAAUGGUGAUGAUUCUUCAAGCUCUGGCUCGUCAGAUUCCGAAGAUGGAUCCUCUGGCUCUGAAGAUGGCAGUGGAGAUGGCAAUGGAUCCUCUGGUGGUGAUGGGGGAGAUGAUAGCUCAUCUGGUUCGGGAGAUGGCAAUGGCUCUAGCUCUGGAGAUGGCAGCUCAUCCGCCUCAAACACUGACACUGGAUCAUCCGGGGAUGGCAGUGGGAGUGGAAGUGGAAGUGACAGCGACGAUGGCAGUGGCGGCUCCGCGACGGGCAACGCCCAACCAUCAACAACUUUGGUCGUCUCAACCUCCCACUCCUCCGGUCAGUUUAACAACGUCACUGCUGCUCUUUCUGCCCUACCGGACAAUGGGGACUGUACUAUCCUCAUUCAAGCGGGUGAUUAUGAGGAGCAAAUUUCUAUCACCCGAUCCGGGCAGACUACCCUGCGGGGAGAAACCCACUUCCCCCCAACGACUACACGCAGAACAAAGUCACCAUAA
Messenger RNA from Penicillium waksmanii, 1569 nucleotides. RefSeq lists its product as uncharacterized. The transcript has 3 exons. The record is from RefSeq and is a predicted model, not a curated record. NCBI's taxonomy places the organism in Eukaryota, Fungi, Ascomycota, Eurotiomycetes, Eurotiales, Aspergillaceae. Bases 1 to 1569 code for a protein of 522 amino acids. Gene Ontology annotation, molecular function: carboxylic ester hydrolase activity.